This is a messenger RNA of Phoenix dactylifera (date palm), 1510 nucleotides long. RefSeq names its product putative galacturonosyltransferase-like 1. Gene Ontology annotation, cellular component: Golgi apparatus. Gene Ontology annotation, molecular function: glycosyltransferase activity. Lineage: Eukaryota; Viridiplantae; Streptophyta; Magnoliopsida; Arecales; Arecaceae. The record is from RefSeq and is a predicted model, not a curated record.
CUCUCUUGUCCAAAUUCCCACAUCGUGGCCGAGGCUUGCUCGAUCUCCUUCGCCGGACCAAUGCCUCGAUCCGGUCACCUCCUCGUUGGCUUCUCCCUCCUUCUUCUGUAUUCCGCCACCGCCACCGCCACCGCCGCAGCAGCAGCAGGCGGCAAUGGGGCGCCGAGAUUCCGGGAGGCGCCGCAGUUCUACAACUCCCCGGGCUGCCCCCGGCCGCUCCCACCCUCCUCCGCCGCAUCCUGCUCGCCGUCGGCGAUGGUCCACGUAGCCAUGACCCUCGACAUCGCCUACCUCCGCGGCUCCAUGGCCGCGAUCCUCUCCGUCCUCCAGCACACUUCGUGCCCCCAAUCCAUCCAAUUCCACUUCGUCGCCUCCUCGUCGAUCGAUUACCUAAACACCACCAUCUCCACCUCCUUCCCCUCGCUCUCCUUCCGGAUCUACCCCUUCGACGACUCCCUCGUCUCGGGUCUCAUCUCGACGUCGAUCCGCAAAGCCUUGGAUCGCCCGCUCAACUACGCGCGGUCGUACCUCGCGCGAAUGCUCCCCGACUGCGCCCGCCGCGUCGUAUACCUCGACUCCGACCUCGUCCUCGUCGACGACAUCGCCGUCCUCGCCUCCACCCCGCUCCCCGACGGGAUCGCCCUCGCGGCCCCCGAGUACUGCAACGCGAAUUUUACCUCGUACUUCACCCCGACUUUUUGGUCCAAUCCGGCGCUCUCCAUGACAUUCGAAGGCCGAAAAGCGUGCUACUUCAACACCGGCGUCAUGGUGAUGGAUCUGGAGAGGUGGAGGGAGCGGGCCUACACGGAGAGUAUCGAGGAGUGGAUGGAGCUCCAGAAGCAGAUGCGGAUCUACCAGCUGGGGUCGCUGCCGCCGUUCCUCCUGGUGUUUGCGGGUCGGAUCGCGGCGGUGGAGCAUCGGUGGAACCAGCACGGGCUCGGGGGGGACAACUUCCGGGGUUUGUGCCGGAAUCUCCACCCGGGUCCGGUAAGCCUCCUCCACUGGAGCGGCAAGGGGAAGCCGUGGGCGAGGCUCGACGCCGGGCGACCUUGCCCGCUUGAUGCCCUCUGGGCUCCCUACGAUCUCCUCCAGACUCCGUUCUCCAUCGAGGACUCCUGAGCCAGCUCCUCCUGCACGACCCGGAUCCGCUUCACUAAAUCCGAAUCCGAUAUCUUUUAUUUUUUUCAUUUUUUUAAUAUUACUUUAAGAAAGAGAAUUUUCCAUUAUUUGAGGUGUAGAUGACGAUAGCCGGACGUAUAAGUCACAUUGAUGUUAAUUAGUAUUUUAGGAAGCAAAAAUAUAUAAACGAAAAAGGAGAGCUGUUAUAUAUAUGGAUUUUUUUUUUUUUUUUGCUCUGUUUCUUUUGUCGACUUUGGUAGGCAAUCUUUUUAAUAUUAUGUUAAUAAUGCCAUGCUGGCCAUUUGUACACUUUUAUAUGAUGCGGCUGCGAAGGAAGAAACUGUUGUUGUUAAGAAAUAAAAGAUUCUGGCUGCUUUAUGCUUGGCUCAAA